This is a messenger RNA of Salmo salar (Atlantic salmon), 1483 nucleotides long. Its product is annotated as cysteinyl leukotriene receptor 1. Gene Ontology annotation, cellular component: plasma membrane. Gene Ontology annotation, molecular function: leukotriene receptor activity. Lineage: Eukaryota; Metazoa; Chordata; Actinopteri; Salmoniformes; Salmonidae. The record is from RefSeq and is a predicted model, not a curated record. Gene Ontology annotation, biological process: G protein-coupled receptor signaling pathway.
AGUAAGAGAGAGAAGGUGUAUGUGAGAGAGAGAGUCCGAGAGAGGAAGUGGAAGAGAGAGAGACCUAGGUAGGAGGUGCAGCAGAAGUUGUCUGAUUGUAUCAGUGUGUCCCUCAGCAGCAGUACUCUGAGGCUGAAGCAGAGAAGCAGGUUCUAUCAUCUGUCAGGCAACAGUCUGUAGGUUACGAUAUGGAUCUAGAGGAGUUUGACAACGUGACUCUGAGGUACAACAUCACCAACUGUCCAUCUAUCGAUGAAUUCCGUAACCAGGUGUACUCUACGGUGUACUCUAUCAUCACUGUGUUCGGCCUGGCUGGUAAUGGUUUCGCCCUGCUGGUUCUGGUUAAAACGUUCCGUCAGCGUUCUGCGUUCCACAUCUACAUGUUGAAUCUGGCCGUGUCCGACCUGCUGUGUGUCUCCACGCUGCCGCUACGGGUCCUCUACUACGUUAAUAAGGGUCAUUGGAACCUGGGAGACUUCCUGUGCAGGCUUUCGUCCUAUGCCCUCUACGUGAACCUCUACUGUAGCGUGUUCUUCAUGACUGCCAUGUCCGUCACACGCUUCCUCGCCAUUGUGUUCCCCGUGCAGAACCUGCGCCUGGUCUCAGAGCGCCGCGCCCGUCUGGUGUGUGUCUGUAUCUGGGUGUUCAUCUGCGCUGUCUCCUCCCCCUUCCUCAUGACUGGUCAACACCUCCACCCAGCCACCAAUAAGACCAAGUGCUUCGAGCCUCCAGAGCGCAGAACAGGGGGCGGGCUUAACAAGCUCAUCAUGCUCAACUAUUUAUCAUUGGCUGUGGGCUUCGUCCUUCCCUUCCUGGUCAUCCUGCUGUGCUACGCUGGGAUCAUCCGGGCCCUGCUGUCACGGCAACAUACUGCACAGCGCCAGAAGGGGGCGGGGUCUAAGGCUAUCCGAAUGAUCAUCAUUGUGAUGCUGGCGUUCCUGCUGUGCUUCAUGCCGUACCACAUUCAGCGCUCUGUCCACCUCAGCUUCCUGUCCCAGACUGCCACUUCCUGUUCGGAGCUGGUGUACAUGCAGAAGAGUGUGGUGGUGACACUCUGUCUGGCUGCCUCCAACUCCUGCUUCGACCCCCUGCUCUACUUCUUCUCUGGAGAAGGCUUCAGACGACGCCUGUCAAGCUUCAGGUCCACUAUCAGGACACAGAGACAAUCGCAGAGACAGGGGGCACAGCCACCGCUGGGGAGGGGAACAAAGAGAGAGAGAAAACUGGUCCUACCCAGCACAGCAGAGACAGAGGGCACAGCCACCACUGGGAAGGGGAACAUGCUAUAGGGGGAGAGAGAAAGAGAGUUAAUCUGUCCAGUGUCUGUGUUCUUUUGCCCAUCUUAAUCUUUUAUUUUUAUUGGCCAGUCUGAGAUAUGGCUUUUUCUUUGCAACUCUGCCUAGAAGGCCAGCAUCCCGGAGUCACCUCUUCACUGUUGACAUUGAGACUGGUGUUUUGCGGAUACUAUUUAAUGAAGCUGCCA